This is a messenger RNA of Acanthaster planci (crown-of-thorns starfish), 6619 nucleotides long. RefSeq names its product YTH domain containing 1 (gene ythdc1). NCBI's taxonomy places the organism in Eukaryota, Metazoa, Echinodermata, Asteroidea, Valvatida, Acanthasteridae. Gene Ontology annotation, biological process: regulation of alternative mRNA splicing, via spliceosome; mRNA splicing, via spliceosome. Gene Ontology annotation, molecular function: N6-methyladenosine-containing RNA reader activity; mRNA binding. The record is from RefSeq and is a predicted model, not a curated record. Gene Ontology annotation, cellular component: nucleoplasm.
GUGAUGACGUCAUCGUUUCCGACGCCAUUUUCUUGUUCGACGGGUUAAUGCUGCGUGAAUUUUCUACUCCAAAUGUUGUCGUUGCAAGUGCUGCCGAGCGGUUAGCUUUUGUAAGCCUGGAAGUUGAAGAGAUUAAGUUCAGAAUCACUAAAAUUACUGUCGAGGACAAGUUAUGGCGACGCAAGACAAAGGAGACGAUGUGGUGGAUGUGUUAACGGAUCUCAUGGCUCCAGUGGAUGACGAGUUUGCUGAAGAAAUGGACACAUCGCCAGCUGAAAAGAAGCCAGCUACAACCAAAGGACAGACUCCUCCUUCAGUAAAAAAGUCGACGCCCAAAACGAGCAAGUCUAGUAGUGCCAAGACCAGCAAGACAAAGACAACCAAGACAGCAGCCAAGACCACACCCAAAUCAUCCACACCAAAGUCUGCCUCACAGGCGUCUGGAGAGGCCACCUCAGGAGGAGAUGGGGAAUCGGCCAAGACAAUGCCCACCACCGCCACCAGGAUCAAAAAGGUCGUCAAGAAGGCAUCCCCGGGCGAAGCACCUUCAGUGACCAAGAGUAGCAGCGCCAAGGGGGCCGCCAAGAAGACAACUCAGGGCCAGAAAAGAGCUUCAAGUGGCAAAACGACGACAAAGCAGACUGCCAUGCCCACUAAGAAAGACAGGGAGGAAAACGAAACUGGGAAAGCAGAGGAAACGGCAGGGUCAGCCCAGCCUGAGGAGGCAGAAGAGGGGAAACGAGAUGAUCAAGACCCUGUGACCUCUCCACCUCCAACCAAGAAGGCUAAGCUGAAGACUUCAAGUAAAACAGGCAUACCGACAAAGAAGAAAGUCGCCACCUCCGCAAAGGAGGAGGCAGAGUCAAACCAAGCUGAGACAGAGGAUUCCCUCCAUGUGGAGGGAAACAACAAGCCAACUGAAGAUGGCAGUGAAGAGCUAGAAGCAAGCAUCCCAGGACUUGGCUUUGAGGAGGAAGCCAAAAAGGAAGAGCCCAAGGACGUCGAGGAGACGAGACCGGACGCCAUGAUAGCACAGGACCUGGAGGGUUUUGACACGCGCAGCGAGGCCAGCAGCAGCGACGAGAGUGAGUCCAGCCUGUCUGAUGUCAGUGCCGAGCAAUCUGAAGACAAGCCCCGAAAGCAUAGGCCUCGUAAGCGAUCUAUCUCCCCUAUUGUGUAUGAGAGAUCUGGCAAGAAAGGAAGUGGCCUAGAAUCAGGAGGUGAAAAACAGGCCCCAAUGGAGUCAUUGAGCAAAGUUCGCAAAGCAGAUCCAACCUCCAAGCUUAAGUACCUGUUCAGAGAUGCCCGCUACUUCCUCAUCAAGAGCAACAACCAUGAGAAUGUGGCCUUGGCCAAGGCCAGGGGAGUGUGGUCUACUCUGCCCAACAAUGAGCAGAUGCUGAAUCAAGCGUUCCGUGAGUCUCGGAAUGUCCUGCUUAUUUUCUCCGUCAAGGAAAGUGGAAAAUUUCAAGGUUUUGCGCGCAUGAGGUCAGAGUCCAGACGAGACGGCCCCAAUAUCAACUGGGUCCUGCCCAACGGAAUGAGUCGCUCGGUGCUGGGCGGUGUCUUCAAAAUAGACUGGAUUACCAGGCAAGAGCUUGCCUUCAGCAAGACGGGACAUCUCUUCAACAGUUGGAAUGACAACAAACCAGUGAAGAUAGGACGCGACGGACAGGAGGUUGAGACGCGCUGCGGUGAGGCCCUCUGCCGACUCUUCCCACAAGACGAGCACAUUGACGUGGUGGAGAUCCUGCGAGAUGCCCGGCGCCGGCGCCGUGAGAUGGCCACCCGCAGGAACCGGGAACCACUGAGGUUAGGACUCCAGCCUUAUGGCCUUAAAAACACGGACUCGAGCUGUCUAGGAUGCUACCGCUCGGAAAGGGGUCAUGUGGCCCCUGAUGAUGGACUACAGCCUCUCAAUGGAGUAAUCGUGGACUUUAUAACCAUAGAGCAGAAAAGGGGGUCACAUGGCCCCGAACAUGGGCGAAGGACUGUGUUGUUAGUGUCUCUUAGCAGCAGAACUGUGUAAGGUAUUGAAAAUACUGGCCUGAUGGCCGGUUUACGGUAAGGUUGGACACUACAGUCUUUGACCAUUUUUUAACAAACUGAGCAUUCUCUUGAUGGAGAAAUGUGUGAGAGAGGACAGUCUCUGUGAUAUCUGGUAGGUGCUGGAGUCUCAAGGUCCACCUUCAACGGGUCAUCUGCCAUGGAUAGCCGUAUGGUGCUCAUGUCACACCCAACAAAGUUGGUGAUGUUGCUGGAAAGUUGAAUGCUGCGAGCGACAGCAGCCAGUCACCUCGGCACGUUAGGCUGUUUCUGGGUCCGAUGUCGGACCGCUCCACAGCAUGUCAGGCUGUUACUUCACGUGUGCACCAGCCUCUGAGGGUUAAAUCCCACAGCAUGCAGCUGGACAGUUCAUUUGAAUGAGUUGCAACUUUACAUCCAGCAAGUCGGACAGAUGCUGUUUUGUUUCUUGAUGAUACAAUUAAUGAAAAACUCUUUGUUAUGCCAGUGUUACCGAAGGCAUUUUUAUAUCACUCAUUUAUAUGUUGUAAGACAUGGCACAUGUAAUGUGAGGCAGCAACCCAGUGCUUGAAAAGCUCUAGGUCGGUGCGGGACAUUCUUGUUGAAGAAUAUGGGCCCUGAGCUCCAAUGCAUGGGCCCCAAUUUUAUGUGCACAUGGAGAAGGGUAUGCAAAAAUUACUUUCAGCUGAAUGCGCACAAGCUGGGAACAACAGUAUGGGUGCCCGAUGCACAAUGGCCAAGUCUUACCUCUCACUUUAUCACCUUUGAAAAGUUACUUUGGGACUGUGGUUAAGGAACACGAUGCUUUCCCUGACUUGGUUCCGAUAUUAAAGAACAGGCCAGAUUUUUUUAGUAUUAACCAGUCCCAUACCGCAUAUUUUUGUCCAAAAUACUGAACUUCUAGCAUUUGCCCACCUUUAAAAUACAGCCAAAUCCCACAAAUACCGACUCCAGAGAGUCAAGUGUGCACUAUUGUCACACUUUUUCUUACCAUCAAUGCAUAUUUUGUUAGCACUCUUGAGGCCCUUGCCACAGUGAUAUUUGCAACUGUAGCAGGCCAUCGACUACUGUCGAGUUCUUAUUCAUGCUGCCUGCCUUAGCAAUCUCCCCAGAUGUCGUGUGUGUAUGUGUUUGCACAGAACAAAUGGGGUGCACUCGGGGGAAGCUUCAACGGUUGAAGCCUUCAGCUGCCCCAGGCUGUGAAUAUAGAUGAUCAGAUCAUGUUAAGACGUCUUGAGGCGUGAACUGUUAAAAGCAGUUAGAUCAGCAUUGCCAUGUGCGAAUAUAUUUGGUAUGCCUGGGCUGGCAUUAGCAGAAACAAUGUGGGUUCCAAACUCAAGAGGCAGUGCACACAGUGGUGAGUGCCAGGGAUUCAGGGUAUGCCGUCUUCAAAUACAGAAAAACGGCCUUAGCGUGCAUAUUUUUUGAAUGGUUGAGCCAAAUUUGACCAACUUUCCAUUCCAGAAAGCGUUAAGGUCAACAUGUCUUCUUAUCCCGCCGCUGCCACCAUUGCCUGUGCAUGUCAUUCUUUGCCACAGAGGUGCCAUUUCCUCUGUGUCCAUCCUGCAUGACUCUAGUUCCUGGUACACUCCAACAGCAGCUAUGCAUCCAUUAACCAUUACUAACCAGUCAGGCUAACCUGUCUUCCUCCCCCCACUCUCUGAGCAGAAAUGGUGACGGAUCCCGUCAGGUUCUUCCCCCACCACCUGGCUGAGGCCAUCAGCUGUGUGUCCAUCGCUGAAACGACUUAAAAAUUCUGCUGCCACUUCGCGGCUGAUUCCCCAAGGAUUCCUCUCUCUCUCCCCACGGACUCUAUCUGUGAUUUGAUUAUUUUUUACCCUCCUCCCACACCCCAGGCAGAACACUUCCGCUAAGGAAUGGACUUUCCCUCAAUCAUUGCGUGCCCAAGGCACCUUGGUAAUAAUCUACACAGCGCAUCUUGGCGGAAGCAGAUCUUCUACUCUGGAUUCAGGGAUUCACAGUGGUUUUGACCGAGGGGACAGGAUCCUGAAUCCAAAAUGUGUUUUAGAUGGAGGAUUCUGAAGAGGGGGUUGCCUCAAGAUCACACCACACCACUUGCAGUUGCCUUAUGUGUUUAUUUUGUUUCUACAUUGCCCUUCUACAUAAUGCGUUUGUGCUGGUAGUUGGACCUGGACGUGUAUCUUUUAUACCAGAUCUGAGAACGCUCUCAGAUUAUUGAAAUUAUUACUUGGUACUUGUGCUUGGCGUACCAUUUGCCCAUCUGUGUUACCACUGCUUUGACACACAACUUAGCAGAAGGCACUGCCAUACCAUCUCAGGAUAUUUCCUUCCUUGGACGUUAAUAUCCAGCACGUAGUUGAUGUUCACAAGCCAGUGUGUAGUUGAUGCCGAGUCCACAAGCAUAUCCACAAUCCACUGUGAUGACACUUUAUGGGCUCCAGUGCACGGCCUUCAAAGCCCAGUUUGCAUGCAUGGCGGGCUGAACUUUGUUCAGUCCUAUGGGAAAUGACCGGUGUCCUGACUGUACUUAGAACUGCAUCUAUUUGUCUCCCAAUCACAUGCUGAUGGAUCUUAGCCACAAUGGACACAGAGUUGAAAGCCAAGCCUAAUAGUGUAGUAGGCGUGCAUUGUCCACCGCACUGCACAUCACUCUAUCCUAUACAGCAAGAAGAGUGCACAAGUGGACCAAUUGCGUGGACAUUUCCAAUAUGGACGAUCCAAAAAGUCACAAUUUUGUGAGGAUUUGUGUACUUCUUGACCCAAAAAUGGAACUUUGCCCCAAAUGAAAUGGCGUUUGUGCUAACAUGGACAUUUACGAUGCUGGGACAAUAUAAUCACCCUUUGCAGACAUCUGGUAUGUGUUAUCGUAAAGGCCACACCCUUACACCUACAUUGUUUCCAUUUUGUGGGCUGUCGUUUUAGAAAUUUGAGGUGAAAAUGGCACAAUACUUCCUGAUGUACGUUUUUAUUUUGUGGAAGUGUACUAUUCUAAAAUGCAAGCUGCCAAAAAAAUCAGAGCAUACCAAGCUAAUGAAAUGGUCAUGUAAUAGAUAGAAAAUACAAAAGCAAUACGAGCCGUUCCAAGAGAUAAGACUCUAAUAUCCAUGAAAUCAGGCCAGACAUUGAAAACUCAAGAGGAUUUGAAAAAAAUAGUCCUCGACUUGCACCACUAGUCAACUGACAAACCAAAUAAUUGGUCAUGCUCUUAUGUCCGCUCAUAAUCCAACUCUGAGACAUAAAAAGGCCAAAUUUCACUUACUCCAACCAGGAAUUAUUGCAAGUCACCAGAGAUGAAGUGUCACUGAAUGGGAAAGUACGAUCAUCUUUUCACACAGUAACUGCAGAUGCCAUGUAAAUUCUGCAGCUAUUCUGUUGAAAGCCAAUGUGAAAUAUUACUUUGCAAGUAAAUGGUCAUCAAGUACGUAGUCACGAGCAAGAUCCGUUUUUCUUUCAAUGCCUGAUGGGUUUUUCUCAUAAUUCAAAUUUAAGCCGCAGCUUGUCUGAAACUUUACCCCAUUUCUCAAACGGUUUGGAAAGAACAUCCCUCAAAGGUCUUUAAAAGAUUCUGGGAAAUGUAAUGCAUUCACAGUGAGGCCAAAAAUGACGGGUAUGCAAAAUGCUCAAUUUGAUAGAACAUUCUUAACCACUUCCUGCUGGUUGGAGUUUAGCGGCAUGCAUCACCCGCUGCCGGGCACUAUUUCAUUUUUUUAUGUUUUCAAAAUUCUUCAGACAUUCUUAUGUUCAUUUAUGGAUGGGUACACCCAAACAAAUCACAGUCUUGUGGCAUGUCUUAUCUGACAGGCAACCUCCAUUGACGUGUGAGACUUGCAGCCAUGCACGCUGCCCGUAAAGAGCCCGUUUUGUGCGGUGUUGCGUGAUUUCCUCGUUCUGGAAAUUGGCCCAGUGUGUUGCUGGACAGUGGUGUUGUCUGUACAUUAGUACAGAUACCACGAGCGCUUUUGUCCCUGCUGAUAAUCAGCAGGCGCUGCCAGCGGCAAACAAUAGUACUGUUUCAAAACAAUGACAGAUUACAUGUACCUCCGCUAAAAAUGGCCAGCACUCUGCAGACAGCAUAUAAACCUUGAUUGGCAAGUCCUAACAGCUGACUGGCAGCAAGUAAACUUUUUCUAAAAAGCCGGGCGACUUUAUAUUUUUUCAUAAAUAAAGUUUCGAUUCCGGGCACCCCGGCCAGGCAUAUACAGCCAAGGUCUCCAGAACUGGGCUCCCCGGCGGGAAGUGGUUAACAAGGUUUCACCAAAGGUGUGGAUUAUAAUGCAGUGACAUCUGAGAUGUAUUAUUUCUGGAAGUGCCUCAUCACUGCAUUCUUGAUAUUAGCAACUCUUAUUUUCGAACAGUGCUAACAUGAUUUACCUGAAUGGAAGAGAACGUCGCUCUGCCAACAGAACACACAACAGUUUUCUCUGACUGUCAGUAGUUUUGAUUUUGAUGUCGGGAGCAUUGCAAUCGUGAUAUUUGAAUUUUGUUGCUUUUUGGAAACUUCUUAUUGCAAGCUCGUAAAUUGUUUUUUUUUUCCUUGCAAAGUAGUAGACACCAUCUUAUUUUAAAUAACUCCCUUAUUUCAUGCUGGUAACUUUUUUUUUUACCUUGUACA